Messenger RNA from Ornithodoros turicata, 3664 nucleotides. Its product is annotated as importin-13-like. Bases 212 to 2998 code for a protein of 928 amino acids. The record is from RefSeq and is a predicted model, not a curated record. The transcript has 20 exons. Gene Ontology annotation, cellular component: cytoplasm. Lineage: Eukaryota; Metazoa; Arthropoda; Arachnida; Ixodida; Argasidae. Gene Ontology annotation, biological process: protein import into nucleus. Gene Ontology annotation, molecular function: small GTPase binding.
UCACAGAGGAGGCGGUUCCUAGGUACUCGGGAUUGCUCGGGAUCACAGGAGACCGCGCACCUGGGAGUUUGUGGUGGGUGUGACUGUGACUAGGUGUGACUCAGUGCACGUGGACUCUGGACAACUCUGGGCCACUUUUUGCACUCGCCCGGGUGCUUGAAAUUUUCCUUGUCACUUCUGAAAUAGAGGAUCCCCGCAUAGUUCGCGGAUAAUGUCUUUCACCACAGAACAAGUGGAGGCACUGUGCCACGCUACUCACGGCAACGCCGAAGCAAAUCGGUGCCUCACGUUAUUCCAUGCGUCACCUGAGGCUUGGGACAUAGCCUGGCAACUUCUGGACACGACCAAGGCCCACGAAGUUCAAUAUUUCGCUGCCAACACGCUUCACGUUAAAAUCUCGAGGCACUGGAAUGAAAUUCCCGAAGAUCAGUAUGGUCCGCUACGAACCAAGCUGCUGGAUACGAUGCUUCAAUAUUCGAACGGGCCAAAGUUUAUUCUAACAAAAAUAAUAGCUGCUGUGGCAUCAUUCGUGAUUCGCGUGAUACCAGAUUUUUGGCCGUCUGCCAUCUCUGACCUUAUCCUUAAAUUCCAGCCUUCAGUUGGGGGAAAUGUUCCGCCACCAGUGUUGGAGGACAUGUUGCUAGAACUUCUGACUGUUAUUCCCGAAGAGCAUCUUAAGUUGCAGAGCACUGAACAAGACAGUUGUAAGGCAUCACGUGCGGGCCUGGACUCUGCUUCAAACGUAGUCUUCAGCUUCUUGGAGAGCAGAUCCGAUAUGGGACACCAGACGUUACGCUGCUAUUCGUCGUGGGUGCAGCUGUCAUUGGAUCCCGAAUCCCACCUAAGUCUGCUUCCUCGUUUGAUGCAGGCCGUAACCGACCCAGAGCUCUGUUGCGCAGCUUCGGAGGCACUAACCGAUGUUGUCCGCCAUCCUGAUGCGCCCCAGUUCCCAGACUUCAUGCUUCAGAUGGUCGACAACUUGGCAGAGCUCAAGGAGUUCUUGAACAAGAUGGCUGCUGCAAAAGAAAUGGAACUGUGCAAGGCAGUGUACAGGAUCCUCAUCGCACUGGGCCAGAGCCACCCGGAUCUCCUCGUCGACACCCUCCUCACCAAACCGCAGCAUAAGGACAAUGUCCUCACAAUCAUCAACCUCGUCCUGCAAUGCAGCGGAACACCGGGACACUUUCCAGUGGACGAGAAAUGCAGCAGUCAAGCUCUCGGCUUUUGGCAUGCCCUGCAAUAUGAGGUGUCCAUCGCAGAGAGACCCCGCGAGGAAGCACCGUUGCUGCUACCUGUGUGGCAAGCCCUAGUGGACACGCUACUCCGUAAAGUACAACUACCACUCGACGACUCACAAUGGGCAGAAGAAGACAGGGAUGCCUUACGUAGUUAUAGACGAGAUAUCGGAGAGUUCUUGUGGUAUUUAUACGACGUCCUGUACGAGAGUAUGCUUCCGGACCUGGUGGAGCAGCUACGAGUUUCCGCAGAUGCCUUUCGUAAGGACCCGGCGACAUGGCCACAGCUCGAGGCCCGCCUGUUCGUUUUUGAGUCCCUAGUGGUAUCAGUAGGAAAAGAGGGAUACGGCUAUGUCGAGGAGGUUCUGGCAGGCAUACUCCCCGCGCUCCCUGUUCACCCGAAGGUGACUCCGACAGCCCUGGCGUGCAUAGGAGCGUAUGGGGAAUGGUUGAAUGGCUGCCCGGAGACCCUGCAGGCAGUACUGCCAAUGUUGUCAGCAUCACUGCAUGCGAACGAACUCGCUCCAGCUGCAACACUUGCCCUGAAGGAGGUAGCUCAGGAUUGCCGAGGCACCUUGGGUCCCGUGGCACGUCAGGUAUUAACUGCUGCGAGUGAAGCUCUGGCGGGAAGCGUCCUCGGAGAGCAUGAACGGAUCCUCAUGAUGGGCGCAGUCGGAUGUACGCUGUCGUCGGUUGAGAAGGGCCAAGUGGGACCGUGGCUGCAGGCUAUAGUCGUGCCCCAGAUCCGCAUCCUGCAGGACACGGUAGCUCAGGAUCCGACGUCGGGGACCCUCCCACACGUGUUGCUGCUGCUCAAGAUGCUCACGAUGCUUUUAUCUAAGGUCGAAACUGGGGAUGAUGCACGAUUUUUUGAAGAAGAAGACAUCAUGCCCUCCGAAAUGGUCAUGCAGAAACUCAGACCCAUGCUUGUGCCCUUGUCAGAAAAGUAUGCUACAGACGAGCAUUUUGUCAAGAGCCUGUGUGAAUUCUUGCAGACUGCGUCCCAUGGAGUUGGAUUCGAAUCCGCCUCGAAUGCCCUUGCGCUUCUAGUUUCGUUGUACAGGAGGAACCCGCAGGCAGCGAUCCUUAAAGCGUUUGACAGCCUAUAUCGGCCGACUCCACUGCCAGACACUCGCAAUGUCGAGGCACUUUCUGUGCUCUGCAGCACCACGCUGGCAACUGCAGCUUCUUCUCAGAAUGUUUCAAAGGAGCAUGCACUCAUUUUGGAGGCCUUCUUCAGUAUGCUGGCUCAUAUGGCCAGAGUAUAUACCAGAGUCUUUGACGUGAACAAGUUAGACCCUUCAGCGUUAUUCGUCUGCGCUGGGACAACCAUAAUGCUUCCGAAGAGGUCGACAGUCGAGUCGGCCACACAGUUUCUAAGCGACUUCAUAUUGCGGAGUAGGGAGCACCCCAAAAUGCACAACGCCGUCAACGAUCAUGGGGGGCUGCUGACUGAGCAGAUUAUCAGGGUAAUCGGCAGUGGAGAGCCUUCGCUCUCGGUGGUUGAGGCCAUGGCGAACUUGUUGUUCAUGUUGAACAAGGAGUACUCUGACGAUCUGUGUGGGUGGCUCUCUGCACUCGUGCAGCGACCAGACUUUCCGAGUUCCCUGGCCACAACCUCCGACAAGGAACACUAUGUUCAGCUUAUAGCCGAAGAAAGUGCAGACAAGACGCGAAUGCGAGAAAUAGUUACCGAAUUCAGCCUCCUCUGCCGAGGCCCCAUCAACACCAAGUCUACAACCCAGACCUUCAAAGGCACCUGAGCAAAGUCUACAGCCAAGAUGUUUAUGCCAAUGUAUAACUUUAUUUGUACAUAGCCCCCCCGACAAUUAUUGCCACGAAUGAUAGGGUUAUCACUCCUGAUUCAAAGAGAGGGGGUGUACGCCUAUUUGUGCCAAUUUGGAUACAUGAUAAUUGACACAAAAGGCGUACGCCCCCAUCUCUCUUCGAAUCAGGAGCGAUAACAUUAUCAUUCGUGACAGUGGUUAGCACAGAACGUGCUAUGUGGUGAAGUUCAGUGGGGUUGUCCAGGCUUCUUAAUCCAGCCGAGGCGUCACAAAUUGGAACCAUAGGUGACGUUUCGACUGAGUGUGCAGGUAAGUGUGGGCCGUGUAUUCUUCGGAGAAGUCGUCGCCAUUUCGUACCGCACAAGGACUAGAGCUCCGCUUAUCCAACAUCACCUGGGCCACAGGGCUGGUGGUCGAAUGGUUGCUGGAUCAUUAUUAUUGCUAUACGAAUCGCAGACGGCCCUGAUGUGUGCCUCUUGUUACUAUGUCCAUAUACUGUAUCCAGGUGCGGCGCAAGGGGGGUUACGGGGGUUACUUGACCCCUGGAUUUGUGAAGGGGGCGCAAAAUUCCCAUGGAGGUGCAUGAGGAGCCAAAGUCUUCUCAAUCAGGUGCAGCACGCGAAUAAAAUGUUAUAAACACUU